GUGUGUAUGUGUGUGUGUGUGUGUGUGUGAUGGUUUGAGCUCGAGCUCUGCUGUCAAUAUCGCACUUUAAAUGCUCAAAUGUAAUGCGAUGGGAUUCUGACCAUGGAUAAAACCCGAAUCCUGAUCGUAUGUUUCGCUGUUUUGGGAUUUGGUGGAGGAUGUGAUGGUCUGUUGUGUAAUUGCACCACGUCUCAGUGUGAAAAGAAUGGCUACCGCUGUGAGACAACGGGGGCCUGCAUGGCUUCAGCCUCCCUUAUUGAUGGCCAGGAGCAGCACAUGCGAACCUGUAUUGACAAAGAAAAGCUGGUUCCUCCUGGGCAACCCUUCUUCUGCCUGAGCGUCGAGGGUCUGCUCAACAUCCACUGCUGCUAUACGGACUACUGCAACAGUGUGGACCUCAAGGUGACCUCAGGAUUGGGUGCUCAGAGAUACAACGAUGAGCAGCCACAGUAUCCGGUGUUUCCCAAACUCCUGAAGAUUCUCCUGAGAAAAUACAAUUCACAAGCAAACAAAAUUGUACUAAAUGGACCAGCGACCAACACAUCUGACACCGCCUGAGAGGCAGCUUUGAUCAGUGACAAACUGACAAGAGCUGGAAAAUACAGGCACAGAUUGCCUACACACUGUGUGUAACUGCUGCCUUUAUAUUGUUUAUACAAUUUAUAUUACAAAAUUUACAUUUUGUAAAACCAUUUAGUAGUUAAGCUGUGUUUAUUUGUACUUUUAUACAUUGUUUUGUUUGUCGUAUGUUUUGAUAUCUUUAUUCUGAAGACUUGUUUGGGGGUCGCGUGUGGAUGCUGAUUUAGCAGGGGUUUUUUUGGUCAAAAAAGUUAGCAGCGAGCACGGACAUUACGGAUGCUUCGUUACAAGUUUGUUGCAGCCAUAAAAGGCGUAAAGUAUUACAAAGAAGAAUAAAAGACUAUUUCCCUUCUUCAUUGCAUGCAGCCAAUGAGGUAUUUGUUUUUGUCAUUAUUUUAUGCCUGUAAAUCUCCAUUUCACAUUUUCAAGGUGAAUUUAGUGUUUGUUGUAUUCGUUACCAAUGUGUUUAGUUUUCACGCUGGAUUUGAGGAACUUCUUCGAAUAAACCAGUUGCAAGAAAACCACUUGUGUCU
Hemibagrus wyckioides is the source of this 1112-nucleotide messenger RNA. Its product is annotated as activin receptor type-1B-like. The record is from RefSeq and is a predicted model, not a curated record. The transcript has 3 exons. The coding region runs from base 103 to 558 and encodes 151 amino acids. Gene Ontology annotation, molecular function: transmembrane receptor protein serine/threonine kinase activity. Lineage: Eukaryota; Metazoa; Chordata; Actinopteri; Siluriformes; Bagridae. Gene Ontology annotation, cellular component: membrane.